AUGGCCGUGUGGCUAGCGGCUUAUGAAGUGUAUCCAGGGCAGAGAUUCGAGGAUUAUGCCAUCCUCGGUGAUGAUAUAGUUAUCGCCGAUAAGAAGGUGGCCCUUGAGUAUCAGAGGAUCAUGGAGGAAGCACAGGGGUUAUUUCGAAAGAGAAAUCCCUUGUGUCCUCUAAGGGGGCCUGCGAAUUUGCAAAGCGCUUUAUUAUUAAUAACCACAGGGUAG
Molecule: messenger RNA, 222 nt
Organism: Ilex paraguariensis (yerba mate)
Lineage: Eukaryota; Viridiplantae; Streptophyta; Magnoliopsida; Aquifoliales; Aquifoliaceae
Source: the annotation of a GenBank genome assembly